Molecule: messenger RNA, 1985 nt
Organism: Anopheles darlingi
Lineage: Eukaryota; Metazoa; Arthropoda; Insecta; Diptera; Culicidae
Exons: 6
Coding region: 470-1810 (446 amino acids)
Molecular function (GO): oxidoreductase activity
Source: RefSeq, a predicted model, not a curated record
CCGGGCCAGUAAAACCGUAUUGUCUACCUUUCAAUUGACCUGCAGCGUCUUUGCUACUGAAGAAAAGCGGCAACCGAGGCCGAGAGUUCGCUCAAUCGCAGGAAUUGGGGCCUUGUGUAUGUGCGGAUAAAAAGUUAAUUUUAGGUUCCGCGUUGUAGUGCUGUAGAUGGGCCACCGGGGUCCGAACCAACCGAGCGAGCGACCUUCCGUGUCGUGACCGAUCCGUAAGCGAAGCGGCGGCCAAGUUCAUCGAACGACAUGCAGCAGUAACAGCAGUGGUCUUUCAUCGCUCGCUGCAGUUCGAGAACGUUUGCAGACCAAACCUGACCUGGAGUAUCGACGCUGAUAGAAGGUGUGGCAAGUGCUCAUCUCUGCAGUCCAUCAAGAGCGAGCGCUAAAGAAGACGCCGCCGUCGCCGGUUGUUUGCUAUCUCUAUCCACCCAGCAGCAGCACAUUACACGCACGCACCAUGUUGGCUACGACAUCGUCGUCGCUGGUGAGCUUCUUGCGCCGAGCACCAACACCACAAUGGCACGUGUCCGUCGGCGUUGCGCAAGGAAUGUGUGCGCGCCAAAUACACACUCUACUGGUGCUGCUGGAACCCGUUGUGCUCCACCAGUCAGUCGUUGGCCAGCGAUCUUGGAAUACACAGAAACGGAAACAGUAUUAUCAGCACCGUGCGGGCUCCGGAACGUUAGGAUCAAACAGCAGCAGAACCAUGUCCGUAGCAGCAUCAAAGCAAGGCCUGGUCGCGCUAGAAGAGGCGAGACGAUUCAUGGUCGAUUGUCUGGUUAAAUCCAAGACACCGUUGUCGCACGCACAACAGCAGGCGGAUCUGCUGGCUGAGGCGGACUAUCGGGGUCACUUUAGCCACGGCAUGAACCGGCUCGAGAUGUACAUCAACGAUCUGCACAAGAACGCGUGCGACGGUGCGGCCGUACCGACGAUACUGAACGAAACGUCGGCCACGGCCUGGGUCGAUGGGAACAAUGGGCUUGGUGCUGUCGUCGGUAACUUUUGCAUGGAUCUGGCGAUCAAGAAGGCCAAGGAGGUCGGUGUUGGUUGGGUGUGCGCUAAGCGAUCGAACCAUUAUGGUAUUGCCGGUUGGUACACGCUGCGUGCGAUGAAGGCCGGUUGCAUCGGGAUGUCAAUGACGAACACCUCGCCACUGGCGAGCCCGACGCGUAGCAAGGAAGCAGCCCUCGGUACCAAUCCCAUUUCCGUCGGUGCACCGGCCAAGGACGGUGAUGGAUUCGUGCUGGAUAUGGCAACGACGGCCGUGGCCGUUGGCAAGAUUGAGAUGCAGCGCCGCAAAAAUGAACCGAUUCCACACGGAUGGGCCCAGGGACCGGAUGGACAUCCAACGACCGAUGCGAGCGUGGCCUUCGAUACGGCCUGUCUGAUGCCGCUGGGUGGCAGUGAGCUAACGUCCGGUUACAAGGGCUAUGGGCUCGGUGCGAUGGUGGAAAUGUUCUGCGGGGUACUAGCCGGUGCUAACUAUGCCACCAAGAUCCGUAAGUGGACGCACGCCGGUGCGGACUCGGAGGCCGACCUGGGCCAGUGCUUCGUAGCCAUCAAUCCGGCCUGUUUUGCACCCGGUUUCGAGGAUCGUCUCUCGGACAUGAAUGGUAUACUGCGCAACAUGCCAACGACUGAUCCCACACUUCCGGUGCUUGUGGCCGGCGAUACAGAGCGACACCAUAUGGAGAAGGUGAACAAGGCUGGUGGGCUUGCGUAUCACGUGAACCAAAUCAAGACCUGCACGGAGCUGUCGGAGCGGUUGGGCGUGAAGCCGAUUGUUCUUGUUUAAUCGCGCUCGUGGCAGUGACCUAAACUUCGAAUGCAUUUGGUUGGUCGACAGCAUUUCUUCUGGACAUAUCACAUAUGCCGUGCGCUUCCCGGAACGCGUUCGGCCUUGCAUUUUUUCUCCGGUUGAUUGUGAAAACAUGCGAGAUUUAUUAAUUGAAGCAAUAAACCACGUUAAA